Messenger RNA from Durio zibethinus, 663 nucleotides. NCBI's taxonomy places the organism in Eukaryota, Viridiplantae, Streptophyta, Magnoliopsida, Malvales, Malvaceae. The record is from RefSeq and is a predicted model, not a curated record.
AUGGCGGACAGGAAUUGCAGAAAUGAACACUCGUUUAAGAUUUCUUACCUCAUGAACUCACUUGGGUUCACCCCGCAAUCUGCUUUAUCAGUUUCUAAGAAAAUCCAUUUUGAGACCUUUCAACAGCCAGACACUGAUUUCACUCACUGCGUAGAUAAUCCGGUUUUUCUAGAGUACAAGAAUUUUUCAGAAAUCCUUUCUCGUAAUUUCCUGUCUAUUGCUGCUCCUAAUCUGGCAGUUCUGAAAGAAUAUAGGGCGAAUUUCCUUGUUGCUCUCCAAGCUUUGUUACAAAUUAGCAAAUCAGCAUGGGAAAGGAAAUUCAAUGUUUUUAAACAAUGGGGUUGGUCUGAUGAAGAUAUUGUUUCUGCUUUUGAGAAGUAUCCAAGAUUCAUGAUGUUUUCUGAGCACAAAGUCACAGCACUAAUGAAUUUUUUUAUCAACACAAUGGGCUUGAAAUCUUCAUAUAUUGCGAACCGUCUGGUUUUUCUUUCAUAUCGCUUGGAGAGGAGAAUUAUCCCUAGAUGUUCGGUUCUUCGAGCUUUGUUAUCCAAAGGUUUGAUUGAGAAAUUCAGUGUUAAUCUUAUGUUGAUGUAUACUGAAAAUGAGUUCCUCCAAAGGUUUGUGAACCCUUAUGGUGAUCCUUUUUUAUUGAAAUUUAUAUGA